UUUUAUGAAAAAAAACCAACAAAAAAAAUAAUUUACGACAGAUGAUCCGAGCGACUGAUGACUGAAGAAAGGAGAAAAAAAAAAAAAAAAAAAGGUAUGAAUACGAUGAUACUCCAUUCACCAUUCCCCUUCCGCAUCAAGGCUUCAAGAUCUUCAACACCAAUCAAGGCUUCAAGCUCUUCAACACCCAUCAAGGAUGUUGCAGUGGAGUCCAAGCCUUUGAGGAGGGGAGGGUUUUGCUCAUGUGGGAGAAGACAUUUUCUUGAAGGAGCUGCCGCAUCUUGUCUCCCAAUUCGUCCUUCCAAGGCCUCAGAAGCAUCACAGUCCGAUUAUGUGACUGUGCUGAACAGGGUUCACCCUCCAAGACCGGAUUGGUAUGAGGAGUUCUAUGCAUCAGUAAUAAAUUCAAGCAUGAAAGCUUACGAGGCAGAGAUUUCAGGUUACAAGUCUAAACUCUUUAAUAAUUUGGGGAAAGAUGCCAAGAAAGUGAUGGAGAUUGGCAUUGGCACUGGCCCUAAUCUCAGAUAUUAUGGCAGUGAUGCUGAUGUCCAGGUUUUUGGCAUCGAUCCAAACAAAAAGAUGGAAAAAUAUGCUAAAGAAGCAGCGAUGGCUGCUGGUCUACCGCUUGCAAAUUUCAAAUUUAUACAAGCAGUUGGAGAGGCUAUACCAUUAAGUGAUGCUUCUGUUGAUGCUGUUGUUGGAACCCUUGUAUUGUGCUCUGUAAAAGAUGUUGAUGCAACCCUGAGAGAGUUGAUGAGGGUACUUAAACCUGGUGGGAUUUAUCUAUUUGUGGAGCAUGUGGCUGCAAAAGAUGGAACAAUUCUCAGACUCAUACAAAGUGUUCUGGAUCCUUUACAACAGACUGUUUCUGAUGGAUGUCACCUCACCAGGGAAACAGGAAAGAAUAUAUUAAAAGCUGGGUUUUCAGGGGUUGAUUUAAGCAAUAUUUUCCUGUCUAAUGCAUCCAUUGUAAGCCCUCAUGUGUACGGAAUAGCUCAUAAAUGAUAUAUAAGUAAAUCGCGCAAACUUUAGCCAGCAGGCUCUUCAAGGCUGGAUGCAUCAAAUGAUUGUUCGCUACGGGGACACACUGAGACGUACUGAGCGUAUGCUGCGUGAAGUGUCUGCAAAAGCACCCGUGUAACCCUAGACAUAUCUAGAUUUUGGAACAUGCUUGAUACUUUUGUUCUUUUUAACUUUCUUAUCUGUACACUUCGUUGUACAUUAGGGGCUGAAAAAUACCCUCCGAUGCCGAUAAUUGCCUCUCUGUGGGCAGUCUGGACCAGAGAAAGUAUCAUUUAGUGUGAACUAUUGUGUAAUCAUACUUUCGAUGGACAAAGCAUAGGUUCCGGUGGGUUCAUUAUUGGUUUAUCAUGUAGGGGGCAGGUUCAAUGUAUUCGUGUUUUGGAUCGAUUUUUAAAAAGAAAAAAAGCUAAUACGAGUAAAUUGUUAUCUUA
Molecule: messenger RNA, 1454 nt
Organism: Tripterygium wilfordii
Lineage: Eukaryota; Viridiplantae; Streptophyta; Magnoliopsida; Celastrales; Celastraceae
Product: methyltransferase-like protein 7A
Exons: 6
Coding region: 58-1005 (315 amino acids)
Molecular function (GO): S-adenosylmethionine-dependent methyltransferase activity
Source: RefSeq, a predicted model, not a curated record